AUGGCCUCGAUCGACGUCGCGCGGCAGAGGAGGUCGCUUCUGGCGGAUGCGACUGCUUUGCAUCAUCUGCCGCCGGAAUUACUUGAACUUAUCCGACAUCACACGUCGUCAACCUUGCUCGAUGCCGUCGCGCAGGCGGCCCUGAGCCCGUCACUUACAGAACAAGUCUUUGUGCAUUUCGAAGAUGUGUUCCCGGACAUUUGCGCCCGCUGGAUCCUCCACGCUGGGCCUGGCACGCAACACACGGCCAUUGCCGCGGCUUUUGCGAGGCUGCUACCGUUUGCGCCAUAUCUUUCGGCCUUCCUCACUUGUUCUGCGCAGUCUUCAGUGAACAACGAGCCGCCAUCCCUGCGAUUGCUGCUGCCCCAGCUUGACGAGACAGUAUCGUCCAAUGACCUACUGCAGACCCUCGUCACGGCCUGGAGGCUGCUGAGCUUUGAUGCUCGUACAUUUAGACAUCUGGCGUCACCUUCUUACCUGCAGAGCCUGUUUACUAGGCACGAAAGCAGGGCCGUCCGGCUCAUUGCGAUCCGGGUCUUCUGCCAACUGCUUCAUGCGUCUGACCUCAAACUCGAGGCUCUCGUCAAGGAACACUGUGGACAAGAAGACGCCAUCAUCGCCGAAUUGGACGGAACCCCGGUUGACUUUGGCUUUCUCUCGUUGCACGAGCACGCCCGGGCCCAGAGAGUCGUCGCACUGCGGCAACAGUUGGAGCAGGGCCAUGAUGAUUCUAAAGAGGAGGCUCUGCUUCAAUCACUGACCCCAUAUGUUGUGCCUUACGGGAAAUUCGUCCUACCGCGACCGCAUGGAUCAAUUGGUGACCCCUCGGCCUUAGUGAUGACUGCCACGACAAUGACGAAUCUUGAGAAUCUUGCAUCCAUGCUCCGAGAAGCCGACCCGAUUCUUCUUCAUGGCCCCCCAGGGGUCGGCAAGACUGCAUUGGUCCACGAGUUCGCCAAACAGCUCGGCAUGUAUUCAAGCAUGGUCACGCUCCACCUAAACGAACAGACCGACGCCAAGAUGCUCAUCGGUCUGUACUCGACCGACUCGAAACCCGGCAGCUUCCAGUGGCGCCCUGGUGUUCUGACCACGGCCGUGAGAGAAGGAAGAUGGGUGCUCAUAGAGGACCUCGACCGGGCGCCAACCGAGGUUUUGAGUACUCUGCUGCCCCUCAUCGAGCGUCAAGAGCUUCUCAUACCUACCCGCGGAGAGAGAAUACGCGCUGCAAAGAGUUUCCGUCUCUUUGCCACGGUACGGACGUCUCCCGGCAUCAAUGGCCGAGAAAACUUGCCGAGCCUGGUCGGCAUGCGAUUCUGGCAAUCUCUUUACACCCAGCCCCCUGCGUCAUCAGAGCUGGAACAUAUUGUCCUGCAAACCUAUCCGAUUCUGCAUAAGUUCGCGCCAGGUAUCCUCGCAGUCCACGAGCGUCUUUCGCACCUGACGAGAAACCCGGCUCUCAUGUCUCGUGGGCGAAGCGUCAUGGAUCGCCAGAUGAACCUGAGGGACCUGCUCAAGUGGUGUCGCCGGCUUAGAGAAUGCCUCCUGGGGGCGGGAUCGACAUCGGGCGAUGAGCCAAUCAGUGAAACCACGCGAGACUGGAUGUUCAUGGAAGCAUUGGAUUGUUUCGUGGGAAGCUGUCCUGAUGUUGAACUCGGCAGCCGAUUUGUAUAUGCCAUUGCUGAGGAAAUGCACAUGUCCAAAGAUAGGGCAGAACAUUACCUGUCUGCCAAUAUACCCAUUUUGGAAGAAAACGAUCUCAUGCUCAACAUCGGAAGAGCCCAGCUGCGAAAGAAGAGGGCGUCGUCUCGGCUACAAAAGUCGAAGCGGCCCUUUGCCAGCACCGCCCACGCCAAGAAGCUGCUGGAGCAAAUCGCCGUGGCAGUCAAGCUGCAGGAACCAGUGUUACUCGUCGGCGAGACGGGAAUCGGUAAAACGACCGUGGUCCAGCAGCUUGCAGAGUCUCUUGGGCAUAAGCUUAUAGCCGUCAACCUGUCGCAACAGAGCGAGGUUGGAGACUUGCUUGGCGGCUUCAAGCCUGUAAACGUGCGGAGCCUAGCCGUUCCCCUGAAAGAGGAGUUCGAAGACCUCUUUGCGGCAACGGGAAUCUCUGCCUCCAAGAACCAAAAGUACCUGGAGCAGAUUGGCAGGUCUUUUGCCAAAGGGCAGUGGUCGAAACUGUCCAAGCUCUGGAAAGAAGCCCCGAAAAUGUUUGUCAAGAUCGUGAGCGAGCUGGAACGCAUGCAGUCUGAGUCUCGGGAUGACGGUGCGCAGCCAACAAAGCGCCGAAGGACGCAGUCCAAGCUGCAGACUCUAAAAGAGUUGCGGCCACGGUGGGACUCAUUUGCGCGCAACCUGGAUCAGUUCGACGUGCAGAUUUCAGGCGGAUCUGGAAGUUUUGCGUUUUCCUUUGUGGAAGGCAACCUCGUCAAAGCUGUCCGAAACGGCGACUGGGUGCUUCUGGACGAAAUCAAUCUUGCCUCCCCAGACACCCUGGAGAGCAUUGCGGAUCUCCUGGUUGGACCGGAUGAGCUGCCCUCAAUCUUGCUUGCGGAGACAGGAGAGCUCGAGAAAGUCGUUGCCCAUCCAAACUUCCGCAUUUUUGGCGCCAUGAAUCCCGCCACUGAUAUCGGCAAAAGGGACUUGCCCAUCGGCAUCAGGUCGAGGUUCACGGAGCUUUAUGUCAGAAGCCCUGACGCAGACCACAAAGACCUCCUCACCAUCGUCAAAGCGUACCUGGGAAGCAGCAGCAUCAAGAAUGACCAGGCAGCAGACGACAUCGCACGACUGUAUCUCAACACCAAGCGCUUGGCGGAGGAGAAGCGGCUCGUUGAUGGGGCCAACGAGGUCCCCCACUUCAGCUUGCGGACACUGACUCGGGUCCUGAGUUAUGUCAACACGAUUGCUCCCCUGUACGGCCUGCGGCGCGCUUUGUAUGAGGGAUUCUCAAUGGGCUUCCUCACUCUGUUGGACCGGGAUUCGGAGAUUAUGCUGCUUCCACUCAUCUACCACCACCUCCUCGAUAAGCACGGGAAUUCUCAGUCGCUCCUGUCGCAAGCACCGAAACAUCCUAACGACGGAAGACGCUAUGUCAGGUUCCAGAACCAGAACCGGAAUCGCCAGUACUGGCUUUUUCAAGGCGAAGAGACUCCCGUUGAAAGGGAAGACUACAUCAUCACUCCAUACGUGGAGAGAAAUCUCCUCAACCUGGUCCGGGCAACCUCAACCAGACGAUUCCCAAUCCUCAUCCAGGGACCCACGUCGGCGGGUAAAACAAGCAUGAUCGAGUAUCUAGCCAACUUUACAGGUAACAAGUUUGUGCGCAUCAACAACCACGAGCACACCGACCUCCAAGAGUACCUGGGCACAUAUGUCUCCGGAUCGGACGGGAAAUUGCGCUUUCAAGAAGGUCUCCUCGUUCAAGCCAUGCGACAAGGCCACUGGAUCGUACUGGACGAGCUCAACCUGGCGCCGACCGACGUCUUGGAGGCCUUGAAUCGCCUCUUGGAUGACAACCGCGAGUUGCUGAUCCCGGAGACCCAGGAAGUAGUUAGACCCCAUGAGAACUUCAUUCUCUUUGCCACUCAAAACCCUCCUGGCCUCUAUGGCGGCCGAAAGAUUCUUUCCAGGGCGUUCCGGAACAGAUUCCUGGAGCUGCACUUUGACGAUAUCCCCGAAGAUGAGCUGGAGUACAUUCUGCAGCGACGCAGCCGCAACACGUCUCCACCAGAUUGCCGACGAAUCGUGACCGUGUACAAAGAACUCUCUCGGCUGCGUCAGACCAGCAGACUCUUUGAGCAAAAGGAUAGUUUUGCGACGUUGCGAGACUUGUUUCGCUGGGCUCUCAGAGAGGCCGAUUCCCGGGAGGAGAUUGCUGCCCACGGCUUCAUGCUUCUGGCGGAAAGGGUUCGAAACGAAGAGGAGCGGUUGGCCGUCAAGGAAAUCAUUGAAAAGGUUUUCAAGAUUGCAAUUAACCCAAACGAGCUCUACUCGGCAGAUGUUGCGCCCGAACUCAAGGGCCUGACCCGACAGUCGAACGGCCAGGACGUGGUCUGGACGCGUGCCAUGCGACGACUAUAUGUCCUCGUUUCUCGGGCCCUACGGAAUAACGAGCCUGUCCUUCUUGUCGGCGAGACGGGCUGUGGCAAGACAACAGUUUGUCAGCUGCUUGCUGAAGCCCUCAACAAGCGACUAGACAUUGUCAACGCCCACCAGAAUACAGAGACCGGGGACCUCAUAGGUUCUCAAAGGCCCGUCCGAAACCGUGGUGCAAUCCUGGAGGCCUUGAACACCGACCUCGCGUCAAUCUUGGAGACACUCGGGCUGGCCAUUCCAGGCUCAAUCGAGGAGAAGCUGGAGAUAUACAAAUCCGUCGACGAAAUGACAGUCGCAAAACUCUCACCGGAACUCGUUCAACGUGUCACAGCGAACGAGACGAGAGUUAAGGCAUUGUUUGAGUGGUCUGAUGGAGCCCUUGUAGAGGCGAUGCGGGACGGACACUUUUUCCUCCUCGACGAGAUCUCACUUGCCGAUGACUCUGUCUUGGAAAGACUUAACUCUGUUCUAGAACCCCAGAGAACGCUGCUCCUGGCUGAAAAGGGCAUCGAUAACAGCUUCAUCUUGGCUUCAGCCGGCUUCCAGUUCUUCGCUACCAUGAACCCCGGCGGAGAUUUCGGCAAAAAGGAGCUGUCUCCGGCCCUGCGCAAUCGCUUCACGGAAAUCUGGGUGCCGCCGUUAUCCGAAAGCCAUGACAUCUAUAACAUUGUGCGCACGAAAUUGGUUGAGGGAUGCAAGCAUCUUGUCGAUGCCAUGGUUCAGUUUGCUGUGUGGUUUGGGGAGACUUUCCGACCGAUGGCUACCACGCGAUUCUCAGUGCGAGAGGUUCUUGCUUGGGUCGACUUCAUCAACUCGUUCAAGGACGCCGAUGCGAUUGUCUCCUUGGUCCACGGUGCCUCGGCCAUUUUCGUCGACAGCAUCGGGGCAAAUCCGUCAGCCAUCCUGGCAACCGAUCUUAACGCUAUCCAUCAACAGCGGCAAGAAUGCCUUGCGACACUCGGGCGACUUGUUGGCCGUGAUGUUUCCAAAAUGUAUGGAUCGGAGCUUGAGCUUGUCAUGACCGACGACUUGCUAUCCAUUGGGAACUUUAGUGUGCCUCGCUUCCCAAGUAGUGCGACCAACACGGGCUUCGCUUUCCACGCGCCGACAACAAGGCUUAAUGCCAUGAGAGUUGUGCGUGCCCUUCAGAUGCGCAAACCCAUCCUGCUUGAGGGAAGCCCUGGCGUCGGAAAGACUUCUCUGGUCGCAGCAUUGUCCCAGGCCUGCGGCCGUCCCCUGACGCGGAUCAACCUGUCUGAUCAGACAGACCUGAUGGAUCUCUUUGGAACGGAUGUGCCCGUCGAAGGGGAGGAAGCAGGCAACUUUGCAUGGAGGGACGCCCCCUUCUUGCAAGCGAUGCAGAAAGGCGACUGGGUUCUCCUUGACGAAAUGAACCUUGCCUCUCAGUCUGUCUUGGAGGGCUUGAACGCCUGUCUCGACCAUCGUGGGGAAGUCUACAUCUCCGAGCUUGACCAGGUUUUCAAGCGCCACCCCGGCUUCCGACUCUUCGCGGCUCAAAACCCUCAUCAUCAAGGUGGAGGUCGCAAGGGACUGCCGGCUUCUUUCGUGAACCGCUUCAUUGUCGUAUAUGCAGACGUCUUCAAGGAUGACGACCUGAAGCUCAUCGCGUCUCAUAACUUCCCCGAUGUCUGCCCCACGACCGCCAGUCUUUUGAUCGAUUUUGUCUCUCAGAUUGAUCGCCUACUCACCAUCGAGAAGUCAUUCGGGUCACAGGGCGGCCCUUGGGAGUUCAAUCUUCGUGACAUCCUUAGGUGGCUGGACUUGCUGAACUCCUCCGAUCCUCUGCUCAGCGCUGCUCGUGUUGACGACUUCCUGGAUAUCAUUGUUCGACAACGCUUCAGAACGCAAAAGGACCGUGAUGAGGUGAACAGGCUAUUCGGCCGUCUUGCCGGGCUGGAACCUCGGGCACACCCGCUCUACCAUGACAUCAACUCGAGAUUUACCCAAGUCGGCUUGGCUCUCCUGCGCAGGAACGCGAAUUGCCAACAUGAGAGACUGCCAAGCAUCGACGUUGUCCCCAGGCUCCCCGAGCUAGAGUCCUUGAUGAUAUGCGUUGAGAAGAACAUCCCCUGCAUAUUGAGCAGCCCGUCUGGCUUUGGUAAAUCCACUCUAUUGACAUACGUUGCCGCGUUGGCCGGAAAGCCCCUUGUGGUAUUUCCCAUGAACGCAGAUGUUGACACAAUGGACCUUGUUGGUGGUUUUGAGCAAGCAGACCCUCUCCGAGAGGUGAACACCACGUUGCGAAACUUGCGUGGCCAGCUCCAAGACUCCGUCAUGUCCAUUGCUCCAGCCCAAGCACCUGCCGAGGCACUGCAUUUGCUGCAUCUGGUCGAUGCCUACUCGGGAGACGGCCACGGCAUCGAUGACAUUCUUUCCGCCAUUGAGCACCUUCAGGCUCUCGUCGCAACCGACUCCGACAUCGGGAUCAUGCUUAGCGAGGCCCGUCGGCUCCUGCAAGGGCCCCUGAUUCUUGCGAACCCGCAAUUCGAGUGGCUCGACGGGGUUAUCGUCAAAGCCAUACAGACGGGCCAAUGGCUUGUGCUUGACAAUGCAAACAUGUGUAAUGCCUCUGUCCUGGACAGACUGAACUCACUUCUCGAGCCAAAUGGGUUCUUGUGCAUCAACGAGCACUGCGACCUGGAAGGCAAGCCAAAGAUGAUCAAACCUCAUCCGGAAUUCCGAGUCUUCCUGACCAUGGAUCCGCGGUACGGUGAGCUGUCGCGGGCGAUGAGAAACCGCGCUGUCGAGAUUCACAUCCAUACUCCACCGCCAAGCACAGAACCUUGCUUCAACAGGAUAUCCGACGUCGAAAGCGGACUUCGAAGGUACAAGUUCGCACAGGACUACUGCCAGAGUCUUUCACCCGAGCACAUCUCCUUGCUGCCGCGUCUGGUGAAAGAGUCUUCGGGUGCAGUCGCGCAGGGCAGGGCCUCGCCUAAACCAAUGAACGACCUCGUCGGAUUCCUGCAGUCGUCAAUCGGGUCAAAGACUUUGCAGGCUGUUAUGGACUUGUAUUCAACUCUCCCAGAAGGCAUACCAGGACUCUCAAAUACCCAGCCAAUCAACACGUUCAAUAACUGCCUUGUCACGCAGCUGGUCCCGACCGCAGGAAAGCCGCAGUGGACUGGGGUCCGCGUCGAGUUUUCGCGUCUGAUGUAUAGCUUGCAGGGCACGAUUGAACGCCAUUGUAGUGAAGCUCGAUCAACCAGGCUAGCAUCCCUGACUCGACUACAACGUUCUUUCAUCCGCGAUCGAGUUGCUGCAGUAUCAAAGGACUCGACCGUCAAACUGUGCGCGUUCCUUUCGCUUGCUCUACGCGCCAUACAGGACUACGUCGUCUUUGAGUUCUCGUCUUUUGAGAUAUGGAAGGAACGCUCUCGUCUCAUCCGGCUCAUCGCGCAUUACAUGGAGCAGACGAUUGGUCUCUCUAGUCGUGAUGCCUUCGAUGAAGCCAGAUUUCAAGCUCACCUGACCCUUGGAAUCCACAUGCUGCAGCAUCCGCCCGCAUCCUUGAACGAUUCCCCUGACCUCGAGCUGAUGACCUUUCUCCUUCGUCAACUGGAAAGCAACUUCAACAGCGGGUUCGAGCUGUCGACCGGCCUCAGCAUGGAAAUAAUGUGGCACGUGUUCCGGCCGGCUCCCUUUCAUGACAAGGCUGUUCUCGAUCAGUCGCUGGAGCUCGAUCUCUUGGCCUCUCGAUUCGACGCCGUUCGCUGGAAAGCAAACGCGUCAAUACUUGACCUCUCCAAAGCUCACAAAACGCUUCAAGAAGCCAUUGGAGAUCAAGAGGCCGAGUUGCAACCUUACCUCGCCAGAGAUUUUGAGCAUCUCCGACAAAUAUCUAUGCUCCAAUAUCCCGCAUUUGAGUACCAGGGCCAUGAACGACGGAGUGAUCUGGCUGUCUUGUCGAGUGUCUCCACCAAAGCGACAAUGAUGCUUACUGCUUCAAACAGCUCAGCAGCAACGCUGCAAUCCGUUGAUUGCUUGGUCCAUCAGGACAUCCACUGCUGGGAUGGAAAGCUGGCCACGUCUGUUUGGCAAAAGCUCCAGGAUCUGGGAGACGUCAGCCUUCGCUCGUUGGCCUUGCUUGAAUGCGAGCUGCCCCUCAUGGGGCGAUGCAUUUCCGAACUGAGCGUCGAAAUCGCCACUGACCCUCUGGACAAACUCAAUAAAAUCCUAUGGCAGCUUCUUUCGCAAGUCUUUGUUGCCCACGAGCCCCAGCUCGACGACUGGGUCGCCAGCGCACACUCGCUGGCGGUGCAACAUAUCGACUCCGUUUCAGCUGCCGCGCGAGUUGGGUUGAGUGGCGGGGACUCCGCGUUCGACGAUUUACUCGACAAGAUUGAUGCGCAACAUCUUCGGCAAAUAUCCAGAGAUCAUCUCAUUCCAGCUGUUGUUGGGAUUGCCGCAGCCGAGAGCAAUGCGGAGCAGAAGGCGCAUUUUUCUGCAUUGGCCUGGAUUCAGUUCAGCGUGGGAGUCGUCAAACUUUACGUCCCAGACCGUGUCUUUGACCCUCAACUUCGCCUGCGUGUGGAACUGGACUUCUUCAGUAGCUUACGGGUGCAGCUGCAAGACAAGAUAUCUGCCCUGAAGACGCUGGAGAACAGGUUCAGCGGACAAGAUACGAGCGUUCGAAUCGAGUUAUUGGAAUACGAGCUUUCGGAGAUUGGCCCUCCCCCCGAACACAAACAGCCUGUUUACAGGCCAGAGGUUUCCGAGCUCGACAGACUGCAUACCGAAUGCUCGAAUGUUCUCAAGAUCGUCGCUGGUUCGAGCAUCUCGUCGCUGCUCCAGCUCCUGGGAUCCCCCGGCUCAGCAGGCGAAGCCAGCGAUGUGCUGAAGCUUAUACGGUUUAACGUCCAGACGCUUGUGGCACGUUUCUCUUCCCAUUUUAAAGCUUACCAGGACAUGACUGGGCCUAUUGCGAACGCGUUGCGAUGCCUCUUGGUGGGACUCUCACUCUGCGAAGCAGCCACGGCUGAAACCCUGCGAGCUUCCACAGAGGACAUUGUGCAGGCAACCCCGUUCUUUGGUAGCAAAACCUGGGACGCUCCUGCCGGAAAGGGCUGCAGAAAAAGUUUCGAGUAUCUCAGCCUUGUGAGCUCCAUGGUUGCGGUCGAAGGAUUGGAUAGCCUUUCGCCCGACACGUGCGAGUACGUUUUUGAAUGCUUCCACAGCUUCUUUGACGACUGGAGCAAGAAACUUGAAGCUGAACGCAAAGCCGAGGCGGAGAGAACCAGCAUGUAUCGAUUCCGUGGCACGUUGGAAGACGAAGAGGAGAUUGAUGAGAAGGAGUUCAAUGAGCUCUUCCCGACCUACGAUGAAGACGAGUCUGCCGCGAAGCGGAACACUUCGUCAGAUCAGGUCCGUAAUAUCUCUCUCAAGGUAGCAGAGGCGCACAAGACGGUUUUCCUCGAAAGAUUGGAUCCAGAAGCUGCGCUCCGCGACACUUGUAUGGCCGUUGGUCAACAGAUCGCCGACGAGACCCGUCAACUCUCGAACAUUGACCGCAGUGUCAAUGGGAAGCUCCUCGCCACUACAACCAUCCUUCUCGGCGAAAAACUCGACGAAAUUCAGUCAGCUUCUGUGGACAAGUCGUACAAUUUCUACACAAAUGCCAAUCUUCCCGAAGCCCGCAAGCUGGUUUCGCUCGCUCAGAAGAUCAAAAUCCGGUUUCGAGAGCUGCAACGCGUGGACGAGAUCGGACACAUGCAACCGCUGGCAGAUGUUGUCCAGUCUUGUGACAAGCUUCUUGACCAAGUCCACGCAGAGCCUCUUGCAAAGCUGAUACCCAAGGUCGAACAACUUCACACUCUCGUUUACGAAUGGCAGUUUGGUGGAUGGGCCAGCAAGAUCUAUGCCGUCUUGCCCCUCCACGAUGCGCUUACCGACACCAUCAUCCGUUGGCGCCGCCUUGAACUGACAACUUGGGCGAACUUGUUCGACAUGGAGGAGCAAAAGUGCCGGGACGAUGCCUAUUCCUGGUGGUUUGUCGCUUACCAGGUUGUGAUUGCCGUUCCUCUGUCCAUUGUUGAAUCGCGGUCCGAGUUGCGCCGCUACGCAACCUCUCUGGUUCAGAGUCUGGAGGUAUACUUUUCAAGCUCCAUUGUCGGCCAGUUCAAGACCCGCGUUGCGCUGCUACGGCAGCUCUUGAGCCACUUGUAUCUGCUGGCCAAGGACCAUCCGACCCUGGAAGUCAUUUGCCACGCCGUCAAGAACUUUAUUGGCUAUUAUGCGCGAUACCAGGGAGCUGCCGACUCUGCCAUACAAACUGGGCGAGCGCCAAUCGAGAGGAAAAUGAAGGAUGUGCUGCUCAUGGCCAGCUGGAAAGACACUAACAUCGACGCUCUUCGCGAGAGCGCCCGCAAGUCGCACCAGAAGCUUUUCAGGCUUGUGCGAAAGUUCCGUGGUGUUUUGGGCAGAGACAUGAAGGCAAUCAUCGAGCAGGGCCUGCCGGACGAGAAACCUGCAUCCGACAAAGUCAACUCGCUUGAAGUUUUGGCAGCCGAUGCGCUUCAAGCUCAUCCGAGGCCGUUGAAUGAGGCUCUACCUGGCUGGCUGGAUAACCACCGACGACUUGCCAACGCAGGCACGACGGUGUCGGUUCUGACAAAGAUCACGCAGAGCCUGGCUAUGACAAGCAACGCCGCCAACACUGUCGACGAAUUUGUUUCGGGUUUGAGUGCGUCCAUGGCCGAGCUCCGGCAGGAGACCCCUUCAAUCCUCAGUGAUGAAACCAAGGAAAAGGUCAAACACCUCAAGACAAGGAAGCGCAAGCUUCUCGCAGAUACUCUACGAGACUUGCGAACCAUGGGGUUGAAGUACAAUCUGGCCCAGGACAAAUUGGCCGAACAAGAGUCACUCGCCGUCGUGCUCGCGUCUGUGGCACCGGUCGAGGCCUCUCACUCGUCAAACUUGGCGGAAGCCGAUUACUUAUUCCACAAGACCCUUGAUCUUGCCCCCAGGGCCAGAGUCACUCCGCGGGAGCACUCUGACGAUUUGACUGGGGCUGAAGUUGGGCGAUGCAUUGGGUUUGUCGAAGGCAUGAUCAGCUUUGCCCUCUCGCAGCGAGGCAAACUUGCUCGCGCAGGCCGCUCAUGCUCUUCUCUGCGAGCCCUGGCGGAAGAAUUCCGACGCCUCGGCGACUUCCAAAGAAUCGGAAAACUGCUUCGCCGCGAGCGUGACGGCAAGUGGUCUCGUCUCUUGCCCUGGCUGGCGCAAAUUCUGUGGUUUGCUGCCAAACUAGCGCAGGUGCACGGCAAGCUGGGACAGACUGAUGUCGGCGCUGUGACUCAAGAACUGCAAACAUGGGCAGCCCGUGUCGAGGCCCACCUGGUCAAAUCGGGUGACCUGGGCAAGCUUCCAGCACAGCUGAAUUCUGAGGCACACGUUCAGCUGGAAGCCGCUGUUGCCAGUGAUCUCAAGGUUUUGCGGGGUGUGCUGGACGAACUCAUUCGCGACAAACCAAACUUCGCGUUCAUCCUCCAACAGGUCUCGGUCUGGACACAGGUCGAAAGCCGAGAUCUGGACAACCCAAAGUCGACUGCGGAAAUAAAGGACUUUGCGGACGCAGCAUCAACCCUGGUUGACACCAUUCUGGUUGCCGUCGAGGGCGCAAAGAAAGCGGCAGCAUCGACUCCCCAAGAGGAAGACGAAGCAGGGUGGCUGAAGAAACAUGACGAGGUGGCCUUUGCGACGAUCCACCAACUUCACAUGGCGAGGGUUGAAAGGAGCCUGCGUCACUGUAUCCAACUAGUGCAGCAAGUCAAUCUCAGCGAACCGGGAGCCAGCGCGGCCGCAAUGGGUGUCGUCGGACUUGCGGCCCCCAUUCUCGACCAGUUCUUGACUCUGUGCUGCCAAUGCGUUGAACAGGGCAUCGAUUUGCACCGUGCCACGCUCAACAUGGCGUACAGCUUGACAAAGGCCUUUACGCAAAUAGCUUCCCAAGGCUUCUGCACUCCUCAAGAAAAGUCAGACGAGAAAUCGGGCGAUGCUGGCCAGCUCGAGUCCGGCACUGGACUUGGCGAGGGCGAGGGUGCUGAGGACAUCAGCAAAGACAUUCAGCCCGAUGAGGACCUUUCAGAGCUGGCACAAGAAGCAAGCAAAGGGGAGAAGGAAGACAUUGAAGACGAGAAGGACGCUGUAGACAUGGCGGACGAGGACCUGGAGGGGGAGAUGGGUAGCGUUGAUGGCGCUGAAGACGAUGAAGAUUCCCAAAGCGGAAAGGAUGAGGAAGAUGAUGAUGGCAUGGACGAAGAGGCGGGCGAUGUCGAUGAUUUGGAUCCCACAGCAGUGGAUGAGAAGAUGUGGGAUGGGGAUGAUGAAAAGGCAGAGAAGGAUCAGCAAGGCAACAAGCCAGCAGGUCAUGAGCAAGACGAUGAGCAGAUGGUCCCGGAAGAAACAGACGGUCAAGAGGAAAAGGAGAAAGAGGCCAAGGAGACCAAGGAGGCCAAAACAGAGGAGCAAGCGGCUGACAAUGAGGAGUCUGAGGGAGAAGAAGGGGCGGCUCAGGAGGAAGUGAACCGACAGGAUCAAAAUGUCGAGGAGAACGACGCUCUGGAGCUCCCCGAAGAGAUGGACUUGGAUUUCAACGAUCAAGCAUCGGCAUCCUCGGACAGCGACGACUUGGACGCCAUGUCCGACACCGAAGAUCAACAGCAGGACAUGGAAGAACAGCCACAAGGCGAGGAAGCGCUUGACGAAGAGAUGAAUGACGACGCAGCGCGCCAGCAGCUCGAGCAAGAGGCCGCAGAGGAGGAUGGUGAAGACAGCGACCCUGAGGAGCGUGCGACUGGGCCCGAUGAGGUGCAGGAGGAAGUAGAGCAAGGGGCGGAGGAGCAGGAGGAGGAGCAGGCAGAGGACCAGCCCGAGAAGGCGCCCGAUGCUCCGGAAGAUCAAGCCAACGCUGAUGUUGAAAACGCAGCCCCGAGUGACGUCAAGAGCUCCGGGCUUGACCAAAACACAGACUCAAUGGAAGCCGACGAGCGAUUCCAGGCCGAGGCGGCGCAGCAGCAGGACGGGAAGAUGGGCGACGGCGCAGCGGACCAAGAGGCCGACGCGGGCAACAAGGGGGUGAUGACGCGAUCACAGGAGCCGCCCGGCAAAACAGAGCAAGAUGACGAUGCCGAGGACGCCGCACGCAACGACCCUUUCCGGAAACUCGGAGACGCCCUCGAAAAGUGGCAUCGCCAGCAGGCGGAUAUCCAAGACGCCGACGCCGACGAGGGCCAAGAGCAAGCCGAGCCGAAGAAUGAAGCGGAGCAAGGGCGUCGCGAGUUCCAGCACCUCCAAAACGACGAGACGGCCGCCGACACCCAAGCCAUGGGCACGGCGGGCGACGAGGAAGUACUUCCCGUCGACGAGUCUAUGGCGAUUGAGGAAGAAGGAGAGGACCCUCAUAGCCGCGUCAUGAAGGAGGAGGGAGAAGAGGACAAGGACGAGCAAGCCGACAAGAUGGACGUCGGGGACGCGGCAGAAGCCAGAGAUGCCGAGACGACGGAGAUGACGGAAGAGGACCGGACAGGAGUCAAGACCAGGCAAGGCAACUACAACCGCGAACCGUCGCCUGCGGAGCUGGACAUGGGCGAGGCCAAGGGGCUGGAAGAGGAAGACGAGGGCAGUGUGGAAGAGACGUCGGCGCAGCUGUCGUCGACGCACAUCUCAGACGAGCAGCGGCCCCUGCGAGACUACGCAGAGUGCAUGCGGCAGUGGAGCGAGUUCCAGAGCAAAUCGCACGGGCUGUCGCUGUCACUGACGUCGCAGCUGCGGCUGAUUCUCACGCCGUCUCAAUCGACGAAGCUGUCGGGGUCGUUCCGGACGGGCAAGCGGCUGAACAUCAAGCGCAUCAUCCCGUACAUUGCGUCGAGCUACAAGAGGGACAAGAUCUGGAUGCGGCGGAGCGUGCCGACGAAGCGGCGAUAUCAGAUCCUCCUCUGCGUCGACGACAGCAAGAGCAUGGGGGAGUCGUCGUCUGGAAGGCUGGCCAUGGAGUCGCUCGUCAUGGUGUCGCGGUCGCUGACGAUGCUCGAGGCGGGCCAGGUGGGCGUGGUCGGGUUCGGGAGCGACGUCUUCACGGCGCACGAGCUGGCGGAGCCGUUUGGAGCCGACGCCGGGGCCAAGGUGCUGCAGAGGUUCAGCUUUUCGCAGGAGCAGACGGACAUUGCGCAGCUCGUGCGGCAGACGAUUGACACGUUCCGGGCGGCCCGGCGACAGCAGUCGGGGUCCGGGUCGGAGCUGUGGCAGCUGGCGCUGAUGCUGUCGGACGGGCUGACGCCGUCGGGGGCGCACGAGACGAUCCGGCGGCUGCUGCGGGAGGCGGCCGAGGAGCGCAUCAUGAUUGUCUUCAUCAUCAUGGACGACAGCGGCAAGAAAAGGGGCGACAGCGUGCUGGAGCUCAAGGAGGCCAAGUUUGCCAAGGGCCCGGACGGCGAGAGCCGCGUGGUGAUUGAGCGGUAUCUGGACACGUUCCCGUUCCAGUACUACCUGAUUGUGCACAACCUCGACGAGCUGCCGAGCGCGCUGGCGAGCCUGCUGCGGACGUGGUUUGCCGAGGUGGCGGCGUGA
Messenger RNA from Hirsutella rhossiliensis, 14676 nucleotides. RefSeq names its product AAA (dynein-related subfamily) domain-containing protein. Lineage: Eukaryota; Fungi; Ascomycota; Sordariomycetes; Hypocreales; Ophiocordycipitaceae. The transcript has 5 exons. Gene Ontology annotation, molecular function: ATP binding; ATP hydrolysis activity. The record is from RefSeq and is a predicted model, not a curated record. The coding region runs from base 1 to 14676 and encodes 4891 amino acids. Gene Ontology annotation, cellular component: nucleus; preribosome, large subunit precursor. Gene Ontology annotation, biological process: ribosomal large subunit assembly; rRNA processing.